Molecule: messenger RNA, 411 nt
Organism: Grus americana (Whooping crane)
Lineage: Eukaryota; Metazoa; Chordata; Aves; Gruiformes; Gruidae
Gene: PRLH
Product: prolactin releasing hormone
Exons: 3
Coding region: 139-411 (90 amino acids)
Biological process (GO): feeding behavior; G protein-coupled receptor signaling pathway; response to peptide hormone
Molecular function (GO): neuropeptide hormone activity; prolactin-releasing peptide receptor binding
Source: RefSeq, a predicted model, not a curated record
UCAGCGGGACGGCAGCCGGGCACCUCGCCUCGCCACGCCGUGCCGAGUCGGAGGCCGCCGUCUUCGUGGCACCAGCGGGAAAUACCGCGUGCCGGGAGGCUUUGGGGCCAAGCCGCCGUGGCCGGAGAGUGCCCGGGGAUGAAGCUGGGGGCCGCCUGCCUCCUGUGCCUGCUGCUCGCCUGCCUGACCCUGCCUGUCGCCCACGGACGCAUCCGCGAGCGCUCCAUGGAAAUCAGGAACCCGGACAUCGACCCCUCCUGGUACACGGGGCGUGGGAUCCGGCCCGUGGGGCGCUUCGGGCGGCGGCGAGCCCUGGGUGAGGGCACCCAUCCCGGGGGGGCUGGCCGGCGGCAAGCCUGCGCCCCCCCCCGCCCGCACCCCCAGCCCCCCCGGGAGGAGCGGAGCCCGUGA